This is a messenger RNA of Chara braunii, 2238 nucleotides long. Lineage: Eukaryota; Viridiplantae; Streptophyta; Charophyceae; Charales; Characeae. The record is from the annotation of a GenBank genome assembly.
CUCGGGUCUUUUCAAAGUCUGAUAUCCGACAUGGUUUUUACCACGUCGCAGUCCGACCGAAAGACCGGCCCAAAACUGCUUUUGUCCUGUUCGAGGGCACGUGGCAUUGGAUCCGGUGUCCCAUGGGAAUUUGUAACGCCCCCGCAACAUUCCAGCGGGCCAUGAAUAUGGCCUUCGCCAAGUUCGUUAACAAAACCCGUUUGACACAGCCGUUGAUAAAUUUAUGUGUGAUUGUGUACAUGGAUGACAUUUUGGUCUUUUCCAAAACCUACGAGUACCAUGUGGAACAUGUCGAAUGGGUGUUGCAUGCGUUGAAGGAUGCGGGGUUCAAAGUGGCUUUGGAGAAAAGCGAGUUCUUUCUGUCCGAAAUUUCCUUUUUGGGCUACAUUGUCACGAUCGAGGGACUGAAACCGGAUCCCAGGAAGGGAGCAGCGGUUCGAGAAGCCCUGGCCCCGGUCACGCUCGCCCAGGUUCGAGCCUUCCUAGGGCUGGCCUCUUAUUAUCGACGCUUCAUUCGGAGCUUUGCCUGCCUCGCCAAGCCACCGACGAACCUGCUGAAGAAGGAGGAGCAGCUGAUCUGGACGCCGGAAUGUGAGGCGGCUUUUCAGGCACUCAAGGAGGCUCUGACAUCGGCACCCGUGUUGGCGCGUCCCGAUCCGAUGAGACAGUUUGCGCUGCAUACUGACAGGCAGCCGCAGACGAUAUCGGCGGUGCUGACUCAGCAGGGAACGGACGGAAGGGAGCACGUUAUUCAGUAUGGGUCUAAGACGCUGAGUCAGGCGUUGUCUAAUUACGAAGCAUGCAAAGGGGAAUGCCUGGCGGUGGUGUGGGGGAUUGAGCAUUUCCGACCGUAUCUUUACGGCCAGAAAUUCGUGCUGGUAACGGAUCAUCAGCCGCGGCUGUCCCUACGCCACAACACGGACUACACAGGGACGCUGGGAAGGUGGGCGGUGCGCCUGCAGGACUAUGACUUCGACAUUCGCCACCGUGCCACGCGGCAGCAUGGCAACGCCGAUGGAUUAACGUGCCUCCUACCGCCCAACAAGUGUCCCACCAACGAGCGACUCAUUCCGUGGAAGCCGGAAGCCAUCCUGACGGAGCCGCGCUAUGGGGGGCUGCACGAGCAUGAACUGCUCGAGCACUUCCAGCCGCCCAUCUCGGAAGCUCUUCUCCGGAACCGGUUCAAUGACGAUCGGCAGUUACGCUUCGACAUUCAGCAAGUGAACGUGUCGGCACCCAGCAUUGCAGACUUGGUGGUGUACUCGCUCCUCGCGCAGCGUGUGACGUACGCGGGCGUCUAUGUGGACAUAUCGCAAGUGCCUGGUCAAGAAUCCACGCGAGUGCUCAUCGAGUUCCAAACCAUCCAGUACCUGGUGGAGCUGACGGACGUCGAGCAGUUGUCGCCCGCUGACGAGGACGCGUGGGAGCUGCAUCGGGCACUGUAUUCGUCGGUGGUGCUGGGCAUGUUUACAUUCUUCGUGGAGCACGAAGUUCAUAACGUCGACGAGUUCCUCUACGUAUACUACGUAAUUGCCAAGCCGAAGCCAGAGCGAAAGGAGGGAACGGUGGUGCUUUACUCUUUCGGGAGGAUUGGAACGAAUCGCCCGGGGCUCUUGCAGCUCAUCCACAUCGAGCUGCUGUCCAUUGCGCAGGUAAUCGCCGCAGAAGAAGAAGACUUGCAGUUCAGACUCCAGACCGCCUCCGCCCCGUGCAGAGCGUAUAACGCGGCGGUGAUACCUGAUUACCUGGCGCGUGAGGGGGAGUCCGUGGUGGAUUUCGGGCACGAAGACAAGCCGCUGCGGCCUCCAUCAUCGUAUCCAGAGCCGGCGGCCCUGAAGGCACCAAGAAAGAAAACUGUCCCGAAGCGGCGACGAAGUCCAUCGCCGGAAGCUCAGGCCAGUCGGGUGGGGCCGGUCGAGGAGGUUGUCCAGCCUGCGCCGGUGCGCGGAGUCGAGCUGAUUCGCGAGAGAAGAGCCACCCUCAUCAUCGGGGCCCGACUGGGGGAGGACUGCCCCGCCGAAGAACCGCGGAGAUCCACAGGCCAUCGGGAGUCGACACCUCAGCGGCCCCUCCUCCCCGAUUUCAAUAGCCAUGCAGCCGGGCCAUCAGGCGCAGGGGGGGGGAUUGGGACGAGUUCCAUAUCCCGCAUCUAGACCCCCCCUCCUUGCAGGACCGUUCUGAUUUCACCAACCCCCCUGGGAUACCCCGGUCAUUGAUAUUAGCAGUUCCCCCGAGCCG